AUGCAAAUGGUGAUGUCCCUUGGAUUCCUUUGCAGCCUGGCUGUGGUCAGGAACGUGCUGGGCGUUCGCAAGGAGCACCUGCAACCGGAUGGUCCGGACUUUGAGACGAUGCCGGGAUACAAGUGCGAACUCUAUGACCAAGCGUGGUGCGAAAGCCCAGCAGUGAAUCCGGGCGACAAGUACCGUGAGAACGGCAAAGUGAAGUGCUGCACCAAGAUCGAGGAGGUUGGCCUUCCUCCGGUUGAGGUGUCGAAGGAGAGCCCCCUGGAAGCCUUUCAGAAGGAGAGCCCGAUGCAGGCCUUCGAGGUGAGUACCGAAGACGAGCUUGAGGAGCCGGAGGAGGUUACUUCAACGACUGUGCCGAUGGAUGAUGAUGAGAAGACGGCCCUGUGUGGAGAUGCUGUAUUUUCAUUGGAGACGUUUCUGCGCCGCGGGAAGACUGUCACAAUUUGCAGGAACAAGGAUACUGGCCGAUUUGCAAAGGCUCUCUGCUGCAAGUAA
This is a messenger RNA of Symbiodinium natans, 501 nucleotides long. The record is from the annotation of a GenBank genome assembly. NCBI's taxonomy places the organism in Eukaryota, Dinophyceae, Suessiales, Symbiodiniaceae.